Aspergillus welwitschiae is the source of this 1887-nucleotide messenger RNA. RefSeq names its product fungal specific transcription factor domain-containing protein. The transcript has 6 exons. Gene Ontology annotation, molecular function: DNA binding; zinc ion binding. NCBI's taxonomy places the organism in Eukaryota, Fungi, Ascomycota, Eurotiomycetes, Eurotiales, Aspergillaceae. Gene Ontology annotation, biological process: DNA-templated transcription. Bases 1 to 1887 code for a protein of 628 amino acids. The record is from RefSeq and is a predicted model, not a curated record.
AUGGAAACACAACCGGUCGAAAAUCCAACCUCGACUGCUGGACAUGCACAGAGUCGGCCAUUGGAGACCGGGAGCGGGUCCCAGUUCCCCCGUGGUCGGGAUACUCAGCCGGCUUCGCUGCCGAACCAGGCGUUGCAGACACCUACCUCCAUUCAGCUACCCGACAACAUCCAUCUGGAAGCGUCAAAUCCGCUGGCAUCCACAUCAUCGGCCUACCUCUCUGACGACAAUGGCCGGCUGCGGUGUCUUGGCGAGUCCUCGACGUGGUCCUUCACACGCAAGACCCUGAGGCUCAUUCAUGAUCAUCUGCAGGACCAGGAAACCCCACUAACAAACAUCGCCACCAACGAGGAGAGCCGUGCGUAUCCAUUGAGUUGGGGUCCGCGGAGCUUGGACGACCCCGGAAAUUUCAGCGACUUGCCUUCCCCAGAUCAUGCGAUAUAUCUAAUUAGCGGGAUCAAGUUCUAUGUGGGCCAGCUCUACCAUCUGUUUGACGAGUCCAAGUUCAUAGAGGUUUUGCAUGAGUUCUACCGGUCCCCGGCAGAGGUGGCCAGUGCGUAUAAGAUUUGGUAUGUUCAGUUUCUGACGUUAUUGGGAUUGGCAAAGGCCGUGGUGAUCAAGCCGUCCCGUGGAUCCUGUGUUCUUCCAGGGUCCGAUCUCUUUCUUCGCGCCAUGUCGCUGCUGCCGGAUACCCCGUACCUUUUCUCUGAUGCCUUGACUGCGGUCGAGACGCUCUGUGCGAUCUCGCUAUAUCUACAGUGUGCGGACAUGCGAAACUCUGCCUACAUAUAUAUUGGUUCAGCCUUGCGUAUGGCUAUGACCUUUGGGCUGCAUCGCGAACGUCCCACGAAUGACUGGAGUCCGCAAGCGACGGAACGAUGCCAUCGAAUCUGGUGGACGGUCUACAUUCUCGACCGUACAUUUUCCUUCUCCAUGGGUGUGCCGAUAUCCAUCCAAGACUCUGAUAUUACGACUCCGAUGCCCCAACCGGAGGGGCCGACGGGUCAGCCAUUUCUUUACUUUCAUGUGAAACUGUCGAAUCUCAUCUCCGAAGUGGUCAAUAAGGUUUACGGCGCGGAAGGUCGAUUGCAGAGUAGUUUUCUUCCCUGUGUUCACAAAGUGUUGGAAAGUAUUGCGUCCAUCGCCAGUGAUCUUAAUGCGUGCUGUCCGCUUUCUUCGGAUGGCUCGGACGGCAAUGUAUCGCGGGCCGCUGCUCACCUGCAUCUUCUGUAUCACCAAGCAAUCAUGCUUGCGAUGCACCCGCUCCUACUGCAUCUUUUCCAUAAGAAACUGCAAAACAGAGAGGGCGAUUCCGAGCCAAGACGUGCAUUCUCCAUCACCACUAAGGCGCUCCUCAAGACUUGCAUCGAUACCUGCAAGAACAUGACUGGGGUUCUGCAUGUGCUUCAGCAACAAGGCCUCCUGGGAGGCGCCCUGCCAUUCGACCUGGACAGAGCUUUCGCCUCGGGUUUUGUCUCAGUAAUGCUGUCACUGAUCGAUCCGGAUGAGGCGAGCCAGCACCCCCUCUACGACCGGUCGUGUCGUCUUCUAGACGAAUUCAUCAACCAUGGAAGUGUCCUGGCGCAGUUUCGCAAGUCCGAGAUUGUCUUGCUUCAGGAGAUGGUGCAUCAGUGGACUUCAAGGGCCAGCCGGGGCCCACCCAGGGUCGAUGAAGCAGAACAGCAACCGCCAGUCCCGCCGCAGGACCAUUUCGGCGAUGCAAUGCCAUCUGUGGAUGAAGGGGGUGCGUUAUAUGGCUUAUCCCCUGGCCAGAUCCUCUCCCUGGCGGAGAUCGUCGAUGUCGGGGGGAGCGGUUGGCAGGAUGAUGUCGAGUGGAUGGACGAUGACUGGCUCUGGGCACAGUCAGUUCGGGGUGAACAAUUAUGA